Messenger RNA from Daldinia childiae, 648 nucleotides. RefSeq names its product Zinc finger protein GIS2. Bases 1 to 648 code for a protein of 215 amino acids. Gene Ontology annotation, biological process: positive regulation of cytoplasmic translation. The record is from RefSeq and is a predicted model, not a curated record. The transcript has 2 exons. Gene Ontology annotation, cellular component: cytoplasm. Gene Ontology annotation, molecular function: mRNA binding; translation regulator activity; zinc ion binding. NCBI's taxonomy places the organism in Eukaryota, Fungi, Ascomycota, Sordariomycetes, Xylariales, Hypoxylaceae.
AUGUCUUCUCUAUCUCGUCGAGCCUGUUACAAGUGUGGCAAUGUUGGCCAUUAUGCCGAGGUUUGCUCCUCUGCUGAACGCCUUUGCUACAACUGCAAACAGCCAGGACACGAGUCUAACCAGUGCCCUCUCCCCCGUACUACCGAGGCGAAGCAGUGCUACCACUGCCAAGGGCUUGGACACGUCCAGGCUGACUGUCCUACUCUGCGCUUAAGCGGUGCUGGUGGGAAUGGUCGUUGUUACAACUGCGGUCAGCCAGGCCAUCUAGCCCGAGCUUGCCCUAACCCUGCUGGUGUUGGAAUCGGACGUGGUGCUCCGGUCGGCCGUGGUGGCUACGGUGGUUUUAGUCGGGGCGGUUUCGCCGGUGGACCUCGACCGGCUACCUGUUAUAAAUGUGGCGGGCCGAAUCACUUUGCGCGCGACUGUCAAGCUCAGGCUAUGAAGUGCUAUGCUUGUGGGAAACUCGGUCACAUCUCGAGAGACUGCACAGCACCUAAUGGUGGCCCUCUAAACACUGCUGGCAAGACAUGCUACCAGUGCGGCGAAGCUGGCCACAUUUCCCGCGACUGCCCUCAAAAGACCACUAACGGCGAAGUGCCGGCUGAGGUUGAGAUCCCCGCUGCUCCGGCUAUCCCCCCGGUAGCAUAA